AUGAAGCUGUACGCGGCAUUCACCUUGCUGGCCACUGCGGCCACGCUGGUGGCGGCUAAAACCAGCGACAACGUCGCGCAGCACAGCAGCGGCAGUGGCGACUCGUUCAACUCGACCGUCGGCUAUGAUCAUACGUCGAUUCCGACUGUACUACCGACGGCGACGCCUACUCCCGUUACGACAGCCCCUCCUCCGACCAAGCAACAGUCGAUCUCGUCUAGUGGCAAGGACGACACGCAGCAGCACUCGUCCCUGGGUAGCGGGAGCGGAGAGUCUCAUCAAGCUUCGAGCUCCGGUCAAGGUGACGAUAAGACUCCAUUGCCAACGGUGGUGCCUACAGCUGUCCCCACUCCCAUUGAGCAGCAGUCGAGUCCGUCGAGCGGUAGUGACGCUAACCACGCGUCUCAGCAGGGUAGCUCGACCAGCGAACAGGCAUCAGGGAAGAACUCGAACGCUGGAAGUGCCGACGACAAGAAGACGGAGCUUCCGACGACUCCCCCCACUGUGACGGACUUGCCUUCGACCACGGCGCCGCCGUCCACGCCGCCGUCCACGCCGCCGUCCACGCCGCUGCCAGGCUCAUCGAGCAGCCAUGACGAGGGUCAGAAGGGGUCGAACUCGGGUAGUGGAAGUGAACAGGACAAGUCGAGCUCGAGUCACGGAAGCCUUGAAGGAGAAGAGACCCCGUUGCCGACUCCGACCGGUGCGCCGGCAACGACAGCGCCGUCAACUACGGCACCCGCGACUAGCCCUCCGACCGAAAAGCCCUUGGGAUCGUCGAGUAGCGGCCAGGCCACGCAACAGAGCUCAGCCUCUGCGAGUGGCAACGGCAAGACUCCAGCUUCGCAUGAGUCGUCGAAAUCUGGGAGUGAACAGGAUGAGACACAGCCACCGACGAUGCCUCCUACUGAUGCUCCGACGAUUCCUCCCACGGUGAAGCAGUCGGGGUCGGAGAGUGGCAAUAAAGACAAGCAGACGUCUCCACACUCGAGCUCGGCAAGCGGAAAGGAUGGCGAACAGAACUCGCAGAAGCACUCCGCGUCAGGAAGUGGCCACGAUGAGGACUUCAAGGUGUCUCAAGCGAACUCGCAGCACAGCUCUUCUUCUGGAAGUCGCCACGAUGAGACCAGUCCGACUUCUCAUGAAUCUUCGGGCUCUGGAAGCGUUGAGAUUCCGAUGGUGACGCCUACGAUUCCUCCUGUCACUACUCCUGCAACAACAGCUCCUGGUACAUCGGCCCCUUCAACCUCGCAGCACUCCAGCAACUCGAAAAGCAGCGACGCUUCUCAGGCAUCUCACCAGGACUCAAGCUCAGGGAGUGCUGCUGAUAAGAAGACGCAGUCGCCAACAGUGACGCCUACUCCAACGAACACCCCGGCGACGACAGCACCUCCGACCACUAACCACCCGAGCUCGUCCAGUGGCAGUAAUGCCAGCCCUACGGCUCAACAAGUCUCCAAAUCCUCCAGCGGAAGCGAAGACAACAAGCCCGUGACCUCAAAGUCUUUCAGUGGAAGCGACGACGCCAACCGCUCGAGCUCUGGAAGUGCGCAUGGCGAGAAAACCUCCGUACCGACAAUGCCGCCGACCGUUUCUCCCGUGACGAAGACCCCUUCUACUAAGCGCCAUUCGAACUCAUCGAGUGGCGAUGACAAGCCUCAAACGAACCAGUUGAGCUCAGCCUCGGCUAGCGGCAGCGAUGAGACGCACCAGCAGUCGUUCAGUUCGGGAAGCGUCGAUGGCAAGAAGACCCCCUCCCCAACGAUGCCCCCAGUCGUAUCGAAGACUCAUUCGCCGACUACGCCCCCAGUCGCAACGAAGACUCCUUUACCUACGAUGCCCCCAACCAUAACGAAGGAGCCGUCAACGAUGCCUCCGAUCGUAACGAAGGCCCCCGUGACGACGACUCCUUCGACUAAGCAGCAGUCAGAGUCGGCGAGCAGCAGUGGCUCUACCAAGACGUCCUCGGAGGGGUCAACUUCCGCAAGUGGAAGUAAUGGAACUCAUCAGUCCUCGAGCCCUGGAAACAGCGACGAAAAGACCUCGUCACCGACAAUGCCCCCUAUUGUUCAUCGCGCGACGAAAGCUCCUACGACGACCGCGCCGGCGAAGAAGCAGCACUCGGACUCGUCAAGCGGAAGUGAUUCUACUCAGCACUCGGAUUCGUCGAGUCAAAGCGGUUCUACUGAACAGGACUCGGGCACUUCAAGUGGAAGCAAUGAUAGCCACCAGAAGGCGAAUUCUGGUAGCUCCGAAAGCAAAAAGGACGAGGCACCGACCAUGCCUCCUACGGUGCCCCCAGCGACGAAAGCUCCUGCAACCAAGGCCCCUUCAACGACCGCCCCAACCAAGCAGAGCUCGGACUCGUCGGAUGGAAGUGAGACAACGGAAGCUCCCGUGACAGAGACCCCAGAGACGAACGCCCCGACCAAGCAGCGUUCGGACUCGUCGGUUGACAGUGAGGCAUCCCAAAAGGUCUCGCGUGUUUUCCAUUCUUCGGUCCCAGACGCCGACACCGUGGGUGCUGAACAGGACUCGACGAAUUUAAAACCGAAGAGCGAGGUCACCCAGAAAGAGGAAACCAGGAAUGGUAACGCCGCGAACUGCGCGAUGUGA
This is a messenger RNA of Phytophthora sojae, 2616 nucleotides long. RefSeq lists its product as hypothetical. The coding region runs from base 1 to 2616 and encodes 871 amino acids. The record is from RefSeq and is a predicted model, not a curated record. The transcript has a single exon. Lineage: Eukaryota; Oomycota; Peronosporomycetes; Peronosporales; Peronosporaceae.